Molecule: messenger RNA, 656 nt
Organism: Musa acuminata AAA Group (dessert banana)
Lineage: Eukaryota; Viridiplantae; Streptophyta; Magnoliopsida; Zingiberales; Musaceae
Exons: 1
Coding region: 104-568 (154 amino acids)
Source: RefSeq, a predicted model, not a curated record
GAGCCAUUUCGUCAAACAUCUCUCACGCAUCAAACCCUCUUAAACCCUAUCUGUCCCUUCGUCUUCUUUUCAUCUUUUCUACUAUCUCUUCCCCCAGAUAGCUAUGCAGCAGCCCCCGACUCCCAACGCUGCGCUCCCCCCAAACCCUUUCCCGUCCCCUCCCCCUCUCAAUGCCGGCUCCAGUCCCGGCAGCGUCACCACCACCAAGAAGAGUAAGCGGCGCCAGCCUCCGGGCCCCGAAGAAGUUCUCGCCCACUACGAGUCGCAGGGGCUCAGCCCCCGCGAGGCGUCCCUCCGGGCCAUCCGCGAGCUCCAGGCCAUCCUCUUCAGGUACGCCGCCAAGAAGGAGCGCUUCGCGGCCGACUCCCCCCGCAAGCUCGAUGGCGUCAACACCCGCCUCGCCGUUCUGGAGAUGAAGCUCGACUCCAAGCCCGGCUUCCCUGAGUCGCUCGCCAUCGGGGUCGCCUCUGGCGCUAUCGUCUCAGCUAUCCCUCAUGUCCUCGGCGGGCUCCGUGGCAUAUGGGACUCGGUCUGGUCCGCCACCAAGGGCUCUCCUCCCUCACCGUAACUGCUGCUAUGCCCUUUCUUUUAAUUAAUCCUGUUCUGGUUGGAAUAUUUCUGCAAUUUUAAUUUUACCUUCACUGUUAAAUGUGUCA